GCUCCGAUUCGAGAUCACGAUGGUUUCAACGGCGGAGAUUGAUGGACAGAAACCGAAGCAUCGACCGAUUAUCCGAAUCGGUAUCUUCAUUAUUGCUCACAGUUUUUUAGUUAGUGUUGUUUGUUGCACCGCUGGGGUUUUGGCUCUCUUACUGUUACCUGUUCUGGCGAAGAAAACCUACGUUUCAGAAAAUGCUCUAAUGCCUGGUUCUGCCACUCCCAUGCUCUCCGAUCAGGAUGUUUCUGGGGCAACCAGAUUUAUGAAUGAGCUAACCAGCCCGAAAUUGAAGUCUUGGAACAUGGGCAUAGAACUCCCAAGACUGAUAGCACUGCAUAUGUCGAAUUUGGGUGGAGAAGUCAAUUAUCAUAAGUUCCAAACUCAACCAAACAAUUUCCACCCUCUUUACUUCUUUACCAGUCCUGAUGCAGAAGCAAACCUUGUGAACAAGACUUGCCAAUCAUAUGCUACCAAUACUAUAGGAAUUAUUAGGGCUCCACGGGGUGAUGGAAAGGAAGCCAUUGUGCUGGUGACUCCUUACAACCCUGUAAAUCUUACUCAGAGUGAGGUGCUAUCUUUAGGGAUUGCGUACUCGGUGUUUUCAUUAUUGACUCAAGUUAGUUGGCUAGCCAAAGAUAUUAUAUGGCUAGCCGCAGACUCACAGUAUGGACAGUAUAACUCCGUUGCUGCUUGGCUAAGAGAUUAUCAUACUCCUUCUUUUGGUGGCCAUGGGAAGCUGCAUGCUGAUAACUGUCGUGGAGCCAGUGGUAUGCACGGAUCAAAGUUGGAUAUGUUUGUGGAAACAGAAGUAUCUGAUACUUUCCGACGUGCUGGAACAAUGGCAGCUGCCUUUGUAAUUAAGGUUGCAAACACUGGUGAAGAAGGCGAGCAAGAUUCACUAAAAAUUUAUGCUGAGGCAUCUAAUGGGCAAAUGCCAAAUCUUGACCUUAUAAACGUUGUGAGCUAUCUGGCUGUGCAUGGACAGGGUCUUCGUGUAAAGGUGGAGAAACUCGUGUCUUUGCUUGAUUCGAAGUGGCUGAAUUUUAUUGGUGAGAUGUUAGAGUCGGUAGGGAAAAUUGCAAGAAGCUUGAAUCCUCAAUGGAAGUUUGGUAUCCCGGUACAGGAGUAUGUUGAAGGCAGUGCUACUCUUGUCAGUUCGCUCUAUAACCAGGCAAUAGGUGUCCCCACCGGUUCCCAUGGAGCUUUCCGUGAUUAUCAAGUUGAUGCAAUUACUUUAGAGAUUUCACCCAAGCUAUCUUCUAGUAAUAAAGCCAGACAAACGGAGUUUUUGUUUCGAGGUGGCAGGUUAAUCGAAGGAGUCGUACGUUCGGUCAAUAACCUCCUAGAAAAGUUUCACCAAUCCUUUUUCUUGUACCUCUUAACAUCUUCAAAUAAAUUUAUAUCGGUCGGGGUCUACAUGAUAGCAUUCUUGCUCCUUGUUGCUCCCCUUCCCGUGGUUGCCGCUUCUCUCUUUUCCAAUGCCACUAGUACGAACCCCAAUUCACAAAAACACACAUCAUCAUCUUCCGAACCCUUCCAAUCCUGGAGAUGGCUCUACCCAACAAAAACCAUAUUUCUCGUUCAUUUAUGGGGAGCCAUCGUCUCAUUACUUCCUUAUUUCAUAUAUCAAAUACCCGAAUGCCAACCAACAUCCCGCCUUCUUAUCUGGGCUUCCCUUUCAAUCUUUAUCCUUGCUGUACUUCGCUCAUUCUUCGGGUCUUCCACCCAUCUUCAAGAAUGGGUUCUUCUGAAAUCAGUCACGGUAUCAUCUCUGUUCAUCGGCCUGUGUCUAAUGUCAGUCAUAAACUUUGCAACCGCAGAAAUUGGAGCUCUAAUUUUGGUCCCGAUGUGCUUGAUGAUUAAACCAUGGAAGAUAGCAGGUAAAGCCCACUCCGCUUUUAAUUUGCUUUUGUUAACGGUCGGGUUUCCGGGUGCUGCUUUUUUCGUGGUGAAAGGUGCGUUUGGGGUUCAGAACGGGUCAGGUUUAGUUGAGUUUUGGUAUUGGGUGGAGUCUUUAUGGGCAUGGAAUAGUGCCACUUAUAUCUAUAUAUGCAUGGUUCACCUUCCUUGCUGGGUUUUAUGUAUUUGCAUUCUCCUACAUUGUUGUUAGAACAGAGUUCAGAUCUGAAUACAUUAUAACCUUUUCAGACCCUA
This is a messenger RNA of Cynara cardunculus var. scolymus (artichoke), 2151 nucleotides long. RefSeq names its product glycosylphosphatidylinositol anchor attachment 1 protein. NCBI's taxonomy places the organism in Eukaryota, Viridiplantae, Streptophyta, Magnoliopsida, Asterales, Asteraceae. Gene Ontology annotation, biological process: attachment of GPI anchor to protein. The record is from RefSeq and is a predicted model, not a curated record. Gene Ontology annotation, cellular component: GPI-anchor transamidase complex; membrane. The coding region runs from base 20 to 2107 and encodes 695 amino acids. The transcript has 6 exons.